Molecule: messenger RNA, 1986 nt
Organism: Exophiala bonariae
Lineage: Eukaryota; Fungi; Ascomycota; Eurotiomycetes; Chaetothyriales; Herpotrichiellaceae
Exons: 2
Coding region: 1-1986 (661 amino acids)
Biological process (GO): methionyl-tRNA aminoacylation
Cellular component (GO): aminoacyl-tRNA synthetase multienzyme complex; cytosol
Molecular function (GO): methionine-tRNA ligase activity; ATP binding
Source: RefSeq, a predicted model, not a curated record
AUGGGCUCCGAGAAGAUUCUACCGCAAGAGGGCAAGAGGAAUAUUCUCAUCACAUCUGCUUUACCAUAUGUGAACAAUACCCCUCAUCUCGGAAACAUCGUGGGCAGCGUGCUCAGCGCAGAUGUCUUUUCAAGAUACAACAAAGCCCGCGGCAGACCAACACUAUAUGUCUGUGGCACGGACGAGUACGGAACUGCAACCGAAACUCAGGCCUUGAAAGAAGGCGUCACACCAGAAGAGCUAUGUGCGAAAUAUAACAAAAUCCAUGCUGAGGUCUACGAGUGGUUCAAUAUUGGCUUUGACAUCUUCGGCCGCACUCCUACAAAGCAACACACCGAGAUCUCGCAACAUAUCUUCACCCAGUUGCAUGAAAGGGACUUGCUCACCGAACACACCAACAGUCAACCCUUUUGCGAAAAGCACGGAAAAUUCUUAGCAGACCGAUUCGUCGAAGGAACCUGCCCGAAAUGUGGCUACGAUGAUGCUCGAGGUGAUCAGUGCGAUAAAUGCGGCAGUCUCCUUGACCCUCUUGAGUUGAUUAAUCCUCGCUGCAAAGUUGACGGGGCCACUCCGGUAACGAAAGAGACAAAACAUACAUAUCUACGACUCGAUGUUUUGCAGCCUAAAGUUGAGGAGUGGUCGAAAGAUUCGAUUGAGAAAGGAGCAUGGUCAAGAAACGCAAAGGUGAUUACAGAGGCCUGGUUAAAACAAGGGCUCAAGGAAAGAGGUAUCACUCGUGAUCUUUCAUGGGGUGUUCCAGUCCCUUUACCUGGCUACGAACACAAGGUGCUCUAUGUGUGGUUUGAAGCUUGCAUCGGCUAUCCCUCAAUCACGGCCAACUACACCGAUGAAUGGAGAAAGUGGUGGUACAAUCCUGAGAAUGUCCAGCUUUAUCAAUUCUUGGGCAAGGACAAUGUUCCUUUCCACUCGGUGAUCUUCCCAGCGUGCCAAAUUGGCACAGAGGAUAACUGGACGAAGCUACACCAUCUUUCUGCCACUGAAUAUCUCAAUUACGAGAACGGAAAAUUCAGCAAAAGUCGUGGAAUCGGAGUCUUUGGUAAUAAUGCCAAAGAGACGGGUGUACCACCUGAUGUGUGGAGGUACUAUCUACUCAAAAAUCGACCAGAAUCUGGUGACACUCAAUUUGAAUGGCGUCCUUUCAUCGAAGGAAACAAUUCCGAGCUCCUCGCUAAAUUGGGCAACUUUGUCAAUCGAAUCAUCAAGCUCGUCAACUCACCUAAGGCGUACUCCGGUGUUAUUCCCGAUUUCGAUGCCAAAGAUCUUCCCGAAUCCUUCCAGGCUCCUUUGGCAGAGAUCACAGACUUAUUGAAGCAAUAUCUUGCCGAGAUGGAAGCUGUUCAUCUUCGUAAUGGAGUUCAGGUCGCCAUGAGAAUUGCAGAAGCAGGUAAUGGGCUCAUCCAAGCUCAUCGUCUGGACAAUGCUCUAAUCGCCAGUGAACCCAAACUUGCAGCAGCGGUGGUUGGGACUGUGAUCAAUCUGAUCUAUCUCACAUCGGCAAUAUUUGAACCAUACCUACCGACCACCACGGCGUCAAUCCGAAAACAAUUGAACAGUGACUUCCUGCAGAUUCCAUCAGAAGAAGAUAUUGAAGGUGGUUGGUUCCCGACUAAUAUCAAGCCAGGUCAUAAAAUCGGGCAGGCAGAAUAUCUAUUCACCAAGAUAGACGACAAGAAGGCAGAUGAGUGGAAAGAAUACUUUGGGGGAAGUCAAGCAGAAAGAGAGAAAAAGAAGAAAGAAGAAGCCGAGGUUGCAGCCAAGAAGGCUGCACAGAAGGAGAAGGUCAAGGCGAAGAAGGCUGCUCAAAAAGCUGCCGCUGCUGGUAGCAAGGGUGAGAGUGUAGAGAAAAGUGCGAAAGGCGGCCAGAAGGGGAAGGAUUUGGCCAACGCUGCUUCGCAGGUUGGUGAGGACGCGGCUGUUGACAAGGUCACCGAUGGUGUGGCUCAAGUCACUUUGCCUACUUCUUGA